Aspergillus chevalieri is the source of this 1029-nucleotide messenger RNA. RefSeq names its product short chain dehydrogenase/reductase family protein. Lineage: Eukaryota; Fungi; Ascomycota; Eurotiomycetes; Eurotiales; Aspergillaceae. The coding region runs from base 1 to 1029 and encodes 342 amino acids. Gene Ontology annotation, molecular function: oxidoreductase activity, acting on the CH-OH group of donors, NAD or NADP as acceptor. The record is from RefSeq and is a predicted model, not a curated record. The transcript has 2 exons.
AUGUGGACAUUGCGCGAGGGAUUUACCGCCGACGUCUGCGGCAAGCUGAUCCAGAGGACUCUCCUCAGCCCCUGGAAGACACUACCACUCCUGCUCCUGGUCCAGUUCACAUCUCACGGCCGCCAGAUCGCGCAGCAGCAUCCAAGAGUGCUCUAUACAUUACAGGGACUGGCAUCACUGGCAGUUCUACGCCGUCUAAACGCGUGGAUUAACCAAAAGGUCCUCAACAAUGGCGCCUCGGACCAGUACGAUUGGACGCAAGAAAUUGUCGUCUUGACCGGGGGGAGCAAUGGGAUUGGAAGACAGAUAGCACUUCUUCUGGCGAAGCGGGGGAUCACUGUUGCCAUCCUAGAUAUUGAGGCUCCGUCAAAGGAGACAGAGGAUGGAGACAAGAUCCAUUACUAUGAGUGCGAUAUCACCUCCCCUGAUGCCAUAGCUUCAGCUGCUACAGGCAUCCGCUCCUCUCUGGGUGCGCCUACGGUUCUCAUCAAUAAUGCCGGUAUCUGUACCGGCCAGACCAUCCUAUCCGGCACGGAGGCACAAACUCGUCGUUUGUUCGAGGUCAACACCUUGUCCCACUACCACAUUGCCCGCGAAUUUCUUCCCGCUCUUAUCACGGCCAACCACGGUAUGGUGGUUACUGUCUCUUCGCAGUCCGGGUACACCACUGCGCCCAACAUGGUCGACUACUCCGCUAGUAAAGCGGCCGCUGUGGCCUUCCACGAAGGUCUUGCUGCGGAACUGACAACCAGGUAUCACGCCCCGCGCGUGCGGACCGUCCUCGUGGCACAGGGUUUCACCCGGACGGGAUUGAUUCGGAACAUCACCCCGGAAGAUACAUGGUUCAACCCGUUACUUGAACCCGAGACCGUUGCAGAGGCUGUGGUUGACGCGGUGAUCAAGGGACGGAGCGGGAGGGUGGUUGUACCGGGGGCAUCGGGGUGGUUGGCAUGCAAUAUCGGAUCGCUGCCACUCUGGAUACAGCAUUGGACGAGGAAUCGGCUGGAAAGACUAAUGAGAGCUUGUUGA